GUGAGCUCCGAUCGGGACGUGUUCGAGUUUGACUUGAUCAAUUCGAUAACGUCGAAAAGGUCCUUAUGCUGGCAUAGCAAGGCUGAAUUGGCCUGCGGCGAAGCAGACUCAGAUUAGUUCUCGCGAAGACGUGCUCCACGGCAAUUGGACGCCACUGACAUAGCCCUCUGGAGCGUGGAGACCGGCGAUUGGCGAAAUGCAGAACGGCGAUAAAACAUCAUAUAAGGCCGCUUCUGCUCUUCACCGGUCGGCUUCCUUGGCGGCCAUGUCAUCUUUGUCCGACUUUUAUCCACUGCAAGCUAGCGUCGAUAUCCCAUAUUAAAAUUCUCCGGAUAGCAUGCGUUAAGUGUUGUUAUGGCCACUGUGACGCAUUCGCGAUUCCGGGCCACUGGCUCUAGCUUCGAGACAUCCGAGCAAGAUGAGGGUUCAUCGAACCAGGAAGACCACCAUGAUGCUGCCGAGCAGACGCUUGAAGCUCCAAAUCUCAUCACACGAAUUUGCACCCCGCACGUCAGAGCCUCGCCAAAACCUGUUCAGUUGGAUGGCCUUCGUGGAUACAUGAGAUUCGAUAGAGAUAUCGACAAGAAGACCCUAGACCGGUUCCGGGAUGUACAGGAAAGACUCCAGCAACCUCUGGCUCACUAUGUACGCAAAAAGGGUCGUAAAUCGGACUCUGCUGUCAUCCGGCUUAUGGUACUCGGGACUAACAGCACGGAUGCCAGACCUUGGAUCGUAGUCUUCUGUCCUGAGGAUCGAUGCAAACGAGUACGAAAGUUCUUCCAACAGGAUAUGGCUCAAUCUGUCUGCGCUUCUGCACACCCACAACAUUUUCGGUUCGAUGUUGCAGUGUGUGCUGGUCCUUGUGGCGGUCCCGUACAUUUUUCGGCUUUUGGCGCAGAACCGGCCUCAGCAGUUUGCGAUAUGCUGGAAGUCUACGGCGACUCGGCCAACGAGGGGGAGGAUAAAGAAACAUCAUGCGGCACUCUCAUCAAGCUAGAGUGCGGCGGCGGGGUGCGUUUCGCUACUCUUGGGGGCAUCAUCAAAAUUACCAAAUCAGACGACAGUUAUGUUUUGUGUGCCUUGACAGCUGGCCAUUUUCUGCCCUCUAGAGAUGCUCAAGCCACCAUUUCGAGCACCUCCCCUUCGGAUGCUUGUGACGAAAGCAGUUCCGACGACGAUGAUCAGAGCAUCAUGGAUGUGGACUCUAGUAUUGGAGACGUGGCAUCCCGUGGACAGGCUACACCACCGUCAUCCACUACCCGGGAGAGUGUCAUUAUCGAGGAAGGGAAAACUUGGCACAAGCUCGGAACCGUAUCGACCGCCUCAAGCUCAAACCAAGCGCUUGAGCAUGACUGGGCCGUGGUGGAAAAUAUCGAUCGCUCGGUUUUACUCCCGAAUUGGCCUACAGAACUACGGGGCUUGCAGCCGCCUUUCGAGCUAAUCACGAAGCGCGAGAUCGGAAUCGCGACGCAGCCGAAAGAGGUUGUCGUGAUGAGUAGCGCCGGCUUUCUAAAGGGUCAACUCUCUGGUCUUCCGACUAUGGUUCUAUUGCUCUACGGACAUAACUUCAUUGAGGUGUACAGUAUUUCGUUACUAGGUAGCUUAGCCCUUCCUGUGGGCACCUCUGGGUCUUGGGUUGUCGAUCCCCAAACCCUCGAAGUGUACGGGCAUGUCGUUGGCCAGGAUCCUCUCGGCGAUGUUGUGGUCGUGCCUUUGCACGAUACUCUAGAGGACGUCAAACACGUCCUCGGUGCGAAAACUGUCACCCUGGCAAGGCGAAUGGACAUAUCGCAAUUGGACUCAUCUAGCGUCGCUGAAGCGUUAAAGCCGGAGAGCAAUGGAGGGGCGAAGGCUCAGUAUAGCCUGCGUCCAAGCACUAGCACACCCCAGUCAUCCUCAACCGCCGGUACUGCAUCUUUGCCGCCAAAGGAUAACAAGCAAACGACGUCUCAGUCCAGUCUAGCCUCAAGCAGUACGAGCUGCAGGCUGGGGUGCCUUCGAAUGCGGACAUCAGAGAUGCGUUUGCUGUACGACACGAGAGAUCAUCCGUAAGGAUGGAGGACGGAAGUCAGCAAGGGAGCUCAAGUGGUCUUGCUGUCACUGCAGCCAGGACGAUAAUUCUUUAUUACAACAGUCAUUGCACGUGACUGUUAUUUAAUAAGGCACAUACCCCUGCAACUAGGAAUACCGGUCCUCGUACCGAACUCGAGGGCGGACCAGACUCUAUGGGGAAGCGGGAUCUGGAGAAAUACAGCGCGGCGACUUCAGCCAGGGGAAUAUAUAGCUAAGUCAAAGGGGCACUGGGCCAAACUGGCAAAUCUCCAGGCUUGAAGGAUCUG
Trematosphaeria pertusa is the source of this 2339-nucleotide messenger RNA. RefSeq lists its product as uncharacterized. The transcript is spliced from 2 exons. The coding region runs from base 355 to 2052 and encodes 565 amino acids. Lineage: Eukaryota; Fungi; Ascomycota; Dothideomycetes; Pleosporales; Trematosphaeriaceae. The record is from RefSeq and is a predicted model, not a curated record.